Molecule: messenger RNA, 2076 nt
Organism: Exserohilum turcica Et28A
Lineage: Eukaryota; Fungi; Ascomycota; Dothideomycetes; Pleosporales; Pleosporaceae
Exons: 3
Coding region: 1-2076 (691 amino acids)
Biological process (GO): protein dephosphorylation
Molecular function (GO): protein serine/threonine phosphatase activity
Source: RefSeq, a predicted model, not a curated record
AUGGCCACCCUCUCAGUCCCGUCACAAGACAUGACCUCGCUUUCAUUGGGCAAUAGCAUUCACAGGCCCCUCUCUACUCACGGCUUGCCCAAGCAGCCGCGCACCAUGUCUCCCGAACGACCACACCGUUUUUCAACAAAGAGCUACCCCCCUCCUGCCCUCGCUCACACUCCAAUGUCUCCACACUCGUCCGCCCCAAUGUCUCCACCACCAAUGUCAGCAAAGUCUUUCGGUACCUUUAUCGACUCGGAGCCGUCGACACCAGCCUACUCUCCGAGGAUGGACAAUGAAUGGAACGACUCGUCAGUCGUCCUGGUGCGGCCCAUGUCCUCCUCUUCAGAGCCUUCGAGUCCUGCAGAGCCGGUAUGGCGUAUGCUGAAGCCGCUUCCAGCCAAGGCACCGCCCAAAUCUACCCCUAUUGCCCCUCAGUCAAAGGCACCAGCCGUCAACGCCAAAGAAAUUUCGUCCAACACAUCGCUAGCCUCGCACCAAACCAGAGAGGCAAGGCACAUCAGCCACCCAAAGGAAUUCAAAUUGGCAGACUUGUCUCAACAACACUAUCCUCCGAAAUGCGAAGACAUCCAGCCUACAGAGGAGGACCCAGACGAGCAAAAGUCUGGCACUCCCACGUCAGCGACCUUUGGCAAGAUUGCUUCCAAGAUGAAGCUGAUGCUCCGACGGAAGAACACAAACACAAACAAGAAGGAGAAGAAGAAGAGGCACUACGAAGAGGUUGAUCGUAUAGAAGACAGGCACUGGACGGAGAUCCCUGUCACUACCCUGCUACACUCUGGCUUCCCCACAAAGACGGUCAUCGCCCUCGUCCUCGUCGGCGGCCUAGCAUACUAUCUCAUCGAUAUAGUCGAGCCCACCUGGACUGACGAUGUGUACGCGGCGUUUUCCUCGGGCGACGACUCCAGCGCCAUGACCACACCGCUGCAUUUCUACCGCAACCGCACUGAACUGCAACAUACCCUCGACUAUCACAUCCCAGACCCCAGUGCCCCGCUCAAGGACCCCAACAUCGCCAAGUUCUUUUCUGAGCAAUUCGAAAAGCUGUGCUUCGGAUGGAUGAUGACCGAGGACGAUGCACGCAAGGGCGUUGAAGGUAUGGAAAACGUGCACAUGCCUAUUACGCACGGGUGUCGCUUCCGCAGCAACGAGCCAUGUGAGGAUUUCUUUGCGCUGGGCACGAGUCCCGGGCCGGGCGAGAAGAUGUGGAAUUACUGGACGGUGCUUGAUGGCCAUGCAGGACGCCAUACCGCCUUCUAUCUGCAGUGGUGUCUGAUUCCCAUGGUGUCGUCUGCGCUCUGUGCCCUCCCGCGCAGCGCCUCCAGCCCCGAGAUUGAGAAUUCAAUCAAGAAUGCCUUUCUGGCGGCCGACAGGUCCAUCAUGGAUCGCGCAAAGACGGCCGCGAAUUGGUAUCCGGCCGCGAGCGCAGCCGCUAUUGCUGCACUCACGCCAGCUUUCUCCGGCUCGUGUGCCCUCCUAGCUGCCUUUGAUGCAUCCACAUCCACCUUACGCGUCGCAUGUACCGGAGAUUCUCGCGCUGUCCUCGGCCGCUGGGACCCCUCGACAUCAUCCUACAAAGCGAUCCCGCUGUCCGAAGACCAAACGGGCUUCAACGCAGCAGAAGUAGCGCGCCUGGCACAAGACCACCCAGACGAGCCCUCCAUCAUCGACCCCAAUACGGGGCGCCUCCUCGGCAUAGCCGUAACCCGCGCCUUUGGCGACCACCGCUGGAAAUGGGACAACAGCCUCAUCAAAGCCUGCCAGCACAAAUUCUGGGGCUCUGCGCCCCGCCCUGGCUCAAAAACUCCCCCUUACAUGACGGCCGAGCCCGAAGUCACCGAAACCCAGAUUAUCCGCUGUGACCCGGACGAUUACUCCUCUCCUUCUUCUACAGCGCAAGCUAAAAGCGACUUCCUCAUCAUGGCUUCCGACGGCCUCUGGGACCGCAUCUCCUCAGACCACGCCGUCAACUGCAUCCAGCGGUACCUAGAAGCGCGCGCCCGCGGCAAAGGCAGCCCCUCGAACCAGGCGUCUCAUGCGACCCCGCCCAAAACCUCGACGUAG